CCUCAGAACAGGAAAGGAAACUGAGUUUGAAGAAGGGCAGCAACUAACUCAAGGACCCCAUGUGCUGGCCACGGAGGCUGAGCCUCUUCAUUUUGCCCCCUCAGCUCCCCAGGGCAGGGGCACUGGGCUCCUCUGGGGAUCAGGAAAGAAGCAGUUUACCCAGGCAAGUGAGGGAGAAGCAGGGAGGAAGACCAGCACAGAUGGGGACAGGGACCCAGAUGGGGGCUGAGGCCAAAACUGAUCAAGUCGCAAGUCUCCCAGAGGGGAGGCCCAGACGGAAGCUCAGAGGCAGGAAGGGGACAGAAACCCGGAGUCAGGCAGCCAGGAGCCUGGGCCACAAAAUCUGGGCAGGGAGUGAGCAAGCCAGAGAGGUUGAGACAAAGACGGAGGCACAGACAGAAAGAAGGACCAGAGGACGUUGGAGCAGGAGGAACGGGGGAGAGCGAUGCGGGGCGUGCGUUUUCUGGAGAAGAAAGGCGGGACGCCCAGGGCUGUCUUCCCGCUUCCCGGAGCUCCCAGGGAACGCUGUCUGGACACCCCAGCGCGGGCGCCCCACAAGUCGAGGGCCCGCAGGGCCCUGGGACGUGAGGUGUCAGUGGAAGCAAGGCCAGCUCAGAUACAUGCUAAUGAACAUGCCACGCCCACACCCCUCAGGCACACACACCCACAUGUGUGUGUGGCAGUCCGUAGUGGGGUGGGGGUGAUCACCAAGGAUGAGCUUUUUCACUGGACACAGAAACCUGAUGCCCGGCUGCUGUGGAAAGAAUACAGCUUUGAAACAAAACAGACACAUCCAACCCAAACAAACACAAGCCCCAUCAGUAACAGGAGACAAGGUGGCAGUGAGACAGACAUGCUGUCUUCCACCUCCAACUCUGCCACCAGCUGCUCUCACCCUCUCUGGCUCCCUGGGGUAGGUGAGCAAUGGGCCAGGCCUCUGGAGCAGAGGGGUUGUCACACACUCCGUCUAUCCACACUCCCAACCUGCUCAACAAGUCAGCCUCACAGAAGGCACAGCGCUGUAAACAGAUAUGGCUGUGUACAGCAACCAGCCAGAAAAGCCCAUGAUGUGGCCUGCAGCAAACAAGCUGCACAGUCGCAGCACAUGGACACACAGUUACACACAGCUAGGCAGCCACCACUCCCAGCUGUGUGCACACGGAUGAGGACAUACACUUAGCCUUACACACAGUUGUACAUGUGGACAUGGCCACAUACAUAGUACACGUAAACAUGCAACCACACACAGCUAUACUUGUAGACAGCCAUAAUACACAUGGGCACACCCCUGCCUCUAAGAACAUGUGACCAUGUCUACACACGGCUGCACAUGUGGACACAGCCACGUAUAUACAGCUGCUCACACAGACAUGCCACAAACAGCUGUCCACCAAGACAUGUCCACACAUACAUGGCCAUAAUUAUGGAUACACGGCUGCAGGACACAUAGCAAAUUUUUUUUAUAUGUGGACACAUAGCAAAACACAUAGCUUUAUACAUGAACAUCAUGAACAUCACCAUACACACAGUUGUACAGACACAGCCACACACAGUUGUAUAUGAACAAAGCCCCCAUAGAGAUGCUGUUAGCCAGCCUCACAUGCUCCUAUAAUACAACCAUACACAGACAAAGCACAGCAAUACACACACACACACACACACACACACACACACACACUCACUCACACAGGCACACAGCCAUCCACACAGACUCAGCCAUGCUCAAAUACAAUCAUACCCUGAUGCUCACCUGGGCACAGCUUUACCCAAGCAGCCCCAUCCAUCCGUGGUUACACAGAGCCAAAUGCAUGAGCAUGGGUGCACAUGCACACACACAGGUACACAGCCACUGGCAGGCACAGUGGGGCAGCCUCGCCUACUGGGGAAGUACCAGCGUGCAGGCACACUAGAGUCACAGACACAAAGGCAUCCCUUGGAGGGAGAUGAAGACAGGCUGUGGGCUCCCCACUCCUGAGCCCUGAAGGGCACCCCAUACUCAGCUCUCACCCAAGCCAGGCUCUGCUUGCUCUCUGGCAGCUGCAAUGGAGGGGCAGCUGGCCACUGGGGUCACAGAGUAGGACGUGGAGGAUCUCUAACACCCCUCCUCCCCCCACCCCAGGGUACCUGCCAUGUUCCUUCCAUUCUUUGUCCUGGGGAGGGGAGGCUCCCUCCCACUCCCAGCCUAUCUGUACAGCCACCCCCCACCGCCCCCAACCAAGGCAGAACUAACAAAUACACAACCCAAAUCCAGGU
Molecule: messenger RNA, 2253 nt
Organism: Pongo pygmaeus (Bornean orangutan)
Lineage: Eukaryota; Metazoa; Chordata; Mammalia; Primates; Hominidae
Exons: 2
Coding region: 446-1180 (244 amino acids)
Source: RefSeq, a predicted model, not a curated record